Molecule: messenger RNA, 2337 nt
Organism: Oncorhynchus gorbuscha (pink salmon)
Lineage: Eukaryota; Metazoa; Chordata; Actinopteri; Salmoniformes; Salmonidae
Gene: ninj1
Product: ninjurin 1
Exons: 3
Coding region: 150-581 (143 amino acids)
Biological process (GO): cell adhesion; tissue regeneration
Cellular component (GO): membrane
Source: RefSeq, a predicted model, not a curated record
GGGUGGUAAGGCACUCUUCCACAUCUUAGUCUUUAUUUCACACAGCGACAGACCUGGCGGACACUGGCAGCGAAACAACGACACGAACUCCCACAAUACUUUUGGAAUUUAACCCGCUUUAUUUCAAAUUCAAUAGUUAAGAGGCAAAUAUGGCAACUGAAAUCAUGGAAAUGAACGGACAUGUCGACGAAGAGGAGCGGCGUCAAGGCCCCUGGAAUCGGAGGCAGGCAGGCCAACCUAUAAACAUGAACCGGUAUGCUAAUAAGAAGAGUGCAGCAGAGAGCAUGCUGGACGUGGCGUUACUCAUGGCCAACGCCUCCCAGCUGAAGGCCGUCCUGGAGCAGGGUCCAGACUUCACCUUCUACACCCCCCUCAUCACCUUCAUCUCCAUAUCCCUCAUCCUGCAGAUCACCGUGGGCGUCCUGCUCAUCUUCAUUGUGAAGUGGAACCUGAACGAUGAGAGCACCCACUUCAAGCUGAACAUUAUGGAGAACAUCGCCACAGCACUCAUCUUCAUCAUCGUUGUAGUCAACGUCUUUAUUACGGCCUUUGGUGUCCAAAAGCCCAAUCAAAACUCUUAACUGCCCUCACUCCUUACCCCUGGUCAUUAGUUAUUACAGUUAUACAGGCAUUAUACUGGUGUCAUAUGCACAAUACACACAUAAUAUGCCAACGUGUACCCUUGGUUGAAACCCUCAAACAAAUGUUUGGUAAUCAGUGUCAAAUUGUCAGGUUACUCGAGUUUAAUAAAUAUAUGUAUUGUACACAGACUUACAGUUAGAAUGCACAAAGGUGAAUCUUAAAGUAAAUGUUUUAUACCGGAAUGCCAUAGCUGCACAAACCAAAUCACUGCUACUUUACAAGCAAGAGCGGUUGACGGAUCCAGUAGUCCAUCAGAUUCUCCGUGACACCAAAGACAAUGGAUUGAUUCGUUAUACAGGAUUCCCACUGGCCUUUCAUACAAGCGGCCAGUCACAAUCAGGUUGACCCUACUUCAUGACGAUCCUGUCACACUUCAUAUUUCGCGACUACUUGUGUGAACAAUACAUUGUUCAAAUGACCAACAGUGUUCAUGCGUUGCCUUUAUAAAUAUGUACAUGAGGGUUAUUUUAGAUCCAUUUUAUAUAUACACACACACACACACAGCUCAGUGGUGAUUUUUAGCAUGUAAAUCUUCAGACAGGUGUUAAUUCAGCAAGAUGUUGAGGCCUUACCUUUACUCUUCUUUAAGUCACCACACAGAGACAGAAAGACAGAGACAGAGAGCCUAUCAUUUGAAGUAUUUUAUUAGGCCUAUGUGGUCUAAAAGGGAAAAACGAUACAAUCACGAGGAUCCACUUUUAUAGACAAUAUACCGACACAUAGACAGCGCAACGAGCAAACAAAACAACCCUCGCAAUAUCAAAUGGAAUCACAUGGGUCUUUUACUGAACUUUUUGUUGAAAACAAAUAUUUGAAUGGGAAGAGAGAGACUGUCACUGGCAAACAAAUAGCAAAAUCUACUCAUUUGAAGAGGUGUCCACAUACACUAAAGUAUCUCAUAUCUUAGAGCUGCUGUCAUGGUAACUUUGUUCUAGAAAUACUCAAGCUGUACAGACCCAGCUGCUGUGUUUUUUAGCCCAUUGAUUUUGUUGUCAUGUUUGAGUCACUCAGCUAUCACAUGAACACACACAAGAUACGGCAAAAUGUGUAGAAUGUAGGAAAUUCGCUUUUAAAUGCCUCUCAAAAAUAUCGCCCUCCAUGGCUGCCAUUUUAAAGCUAAUUCCCUACAUAUUCUGUGUGUUCAUGUUGAGUCGAGUUUAUUUUUACAGGGACAGUGCACAUUAAUCAACGUUUUCAGUAAAAGUGUUUUAGCCAGCCGGCUAAUUUUCAACCACAGUCCCUGGGCAGGCUUGCCGAGUGUAUAGAAUUGCAGGAAAUGUGCUUUAAACCUGCUAAAUGUUCUCUCCGCCAACAAGAGGGGUGUGACGAGUUUGUGAACCACUGAUCUAGCAUUGCAAAAUGUUGGUAAUUAGUGGAUUUUUACCCAAAAUUCUCAUGUUAAGUUACUUGAAUUUUACAACCGGACAUUCAGACUUUGCCUGCUGCCUUAUAUGUGAUCUCAGAUCUAUGCAACGUACAGUAUGUACCAUGACAAUUUAUGUGUAAAAAAUAUAUAUAAUAUUUCAUGCCAUGUUUAGACCUUAAGCUUUGCCAAUAUAUAUAUAUUUUUAUAUUUGAAGGCAUUUUCAAUUUUUUUAAAUGAAGGACCAAAUCAUAUUUUAGCCCCACUUUUAAUGCACUGUAUGCAGUAGAAAACUGUACUAUUCUGAAAUGAAGUUUGUAAAUGAAAACUAA